CGCAACACUUUGUCCAACCUCCCCCAACAAGUGUCGCCAUGCCGUGCUUUUAGCGCGCGCUUCCGAUCUGCUGUGAUUUGCUAUGCUCGGCUGUCUUUCAUUAUAACACGCCUUGGAUGAUGCUAGUUGCGCAAAUGGUCUUGCUGCCACCUUAACUUGGAAACACCACAACCCGAAACUGCUGACCUGCAGUUGUGUCUUUGUUACCAGCAUCUUUCUUGGCUCACUUGUACCAUUUAUUAUGGCAGAUGAUACGGAUGACAGUGGCGGGGUGAUCCUCGAAGGACCCUUCGAUCCCGACGCUCAAGCCACUGUUACAGAUUUCAUCGACUAUACCGAAUACCUCCCAUCCGACCUCAUUCGCUCUUUGACGUUGAUCCGUGGUCUCGACGAGACCUACCUCGAUGCCACCCAGACCGUGCAUGAGCUUACGAAAGUGUAUGGGAAGCUUCCCGACCUACCACCUGAGUCUCGGCCGAACCCUCAAGAACUUCGCGAGAAAAUAUCUAUACAGUUGAACCGUGCCAUCAAUGCGCGUGAAGCAUCUUAUGCAGAGGCGUGCAGAUUAUAUGAUGUAGUUGACCCCCCCUCUCGUGAACCUACUCCCAUCGCAACUUUGUCGCCAGCUGCAAAACGCUCACGAAGUGGUAGGAAGACAGAAGAAGGCACAACACGAAUUACGCUCCGUGUAGAUGGUCAAGGGUCUAACAAAGCUGGUCUUCCAAAAUCUAGGAAUCGUCGUUCGGCAAUCGUUGGUCUCGAUCCCGAUUCGCCUAUAGCCAGCACAGAGCAAUCAGACAAUGAGACACCCAAGGCGGCACGAUCACGUCGCGGACACGCAAUCUCAAGGGGUGGAGAAGGCCCUUCGCCAAAGAAAGACAAGAAGCGUUCUCGACCAGCGCGACCUCCUGGGAAGGGAUCCAAUGGACGCAGUGUCGCCGGAAUUUCCACAAGCGGUGCCUUGGCAUUACUCAAUCCGCCGCCAGAAGAUGCCAAGAUUGGCAGUGAAGACCUCCCAUGGCUUAGACUGACCGAGUGGGAAAUGACGAAACUUCGUAAGAAGAUGAAGAAGAACGCCAUCUGGCAGCCAAGCGAGAUUAUGAUCAACCGAGAACUUGCACGAAAUGAACGAGGCUGGGAAUGUUAUCGAGCCGCCAAAGCGCGUGCAGAGGCGACUGGAGAGGAAUUCAUUGACUGUGAUGAUAUCGAAAAUACCUAUGUACCGGGAAAGCUCACCCGCAAGACCGAGGCCACUGCUGAUACGUCUGCAGCAGAAGAGAUUAAGACUAGCAAUCGUGGAAUGAAGUUGAAUGAAGCGAAAAGGCUCAAACGUGAAACCCUUGCUCGCGAAAAUGCAGCUGCUUGGGCAGCUGCAGAAGCGGAGAUGGCAGCUAAACGACUGAGAGAUGUCGGUUCUUCUUUUAAGAGCCUAUUUGCCACCUCGCCCGAAGCGAAUUAUUCUGUCCCCGGCUUGAUAAAUUCACCGAUACCUAACGGAAUGCCUUCAACGCCUUCAUCCAAAGCUAAAAAUCCCAAAAAAAGAAAGGCCGAACAGACACCGUCGACAGAGCCGGUGCCUGUAGCUUCCAGUGUCCAACCAAGCAAUGAUACUGUUUCUCCUAAGCCUUCAUCUAAACGGCGGAAAUUAAGUAAGGCUUCUCCUAUAGAGGCGGUCACCGAGGCCACAGUCCCUUCUACAGCAGCUACCUCUACAGUUGCGGAACCUGGCGCUCCUAUAGUUGAUAGCAUUUCACCAAGUGAGACUACUAAGACAGCAGCUUUGAAAGUAACAUCAUCCAGCCCACCACCAACCAGAGCACGUUCAGCAGCUUCUCGGGCCUCUGUGGCGCCGACUAUCGUGUCAAUAUCAAGUGGUGUUGCCAAGAAAGUCACAACUCCAACUCCCCCAACGACUCGGCCUCCAUCGAGACGUCGAUCUGCCGAUGCAUCAACUCUUGCCAAUUCUAUGAUAUUGUUACGUGACCCUCGUCGUCGGAAGAGUGCAACGCCUGCAGCAAAAACGCCUGGCUCUGAAAAUAGGCGAGGUUCUAGUACUGGGCCCUCAGUUAUACGACGGAAAAAGCGGCCGGCUCCUGGACCAGUGUCAGCUAACCUCGACGGCGGUGCUACUGUUUCUCAUGGCAAACGCAAGUUCAAACCGAAGAAGCGAGCAGGUGGCAAAGACAGCGUCAAGGGUGAUGAUUAUCGGAUUGAUGAGGACGGGGUGUUGGAAAAAGUCGAUCCGAAUGAGCCUCGUUACUGCCUCUGCAAAGAUGUUAGUUUUGGGAUCAUGAUCAACUGCGAAAAUUCUGAUUGUGAAGGCGAAUGGUUCCAUUUAGAAUGUGUCGGCCUGAAGGAACCGCCUAGUCGACGAGCUACAUGGUACUGCCCUGAUUGUCGAGUGAAACUGAACAAGGCGCCUGAUGGCAUCGAAAAAGUCGGUACACGGCGGUGAGUACUAGAAUUCUAUGACAGUUAUAUUUAAUGGGAGGGCUCGGGUCUAUGAUUUGUUUCGGCGGGUCUUUUUUUUGCUGUUCUGAUUUCUCGCGACAUGAUACCAAAUGGCGUCAGCAUUGAUGGAUUUUGGGUUCACUGGCAUGAGGACUGGGUGAGGCGUUGAUUACAUUCGAAGAAAAUAAUUAAUCUGAGCUCGAUAUGAAUAGAUAGAUGCCUUAGUGGAGAUGACUGAGAAUGACAACCCAUCUACGAUUUCCUGACUCGAUCGAUAAUAC
Messenger RNA from Talaromyces proteolyticus, 2732 nucleotides. RefSeq lists its product as uncharacterized. Gene Ontology annotation, cellular component: nucleus; Rpd3L complex; Rpd3L-Expanded complex. Gene Ontology annotation, biological process: regulation of DNA-templated transcription. The record is from RefSeq and is a predicted model, not a curated record. The coding region runs from base 242 to 2455 and encodes 737 amino acids. The transcript has 3 exons. NCBI's taxonomy places the organism in Eukaryota, Fungi, Ascomycota, Eurotiomycetes, Eurotiales, Trichocomaceae.